Molecule: messenger RNA, 3417 nt
Organism: Elephantulus edwardii (Cape elephant shrew)
Lineage: Eukaryota; Metazoa; Chordata; Mammalia; Macroscelidea; Macroscelididae
Gene: OTOA
Product: otoancorin
Exons: 28
Coding region: 1-3417 (1138 amino acids)
Biological process (GO): cell-matrix adhesion
Cellular component (GO): cell surface
Source: RefSeq, a predicted model, not a curated record
AUGUCCCUGGGAUUGAAGAUACAUCCCCUGUUCUUGAUCCUUUUUCUGAGUCAUGCUGUGGUGAGCUGGAGAGUUCCAAAUUCCCAGCAGGAUUUGCAUCCAUUGUUGCAAAAAAUGGCAGAAGAAAUAAUAGAGGGAAGCUAUCUGAAUGCGUUACUGGAUCUCAUACAGUUUCAAAGCUCUCACGUGUGGACAGCAGACCUGUCCCACAAAGUCCUGGACUAUCUGAAUUCUCGGAAUGUUGCCUUCACGAAGGCCAGCCUAAAGGCAGCUAUGGAAAACCAGCUGGAGCAGCAUUUACACGAGCCCCAGAAGCUGCUGGAGGACCUGAGAGGAACAGAUGCACAGCAGUUCCACACGGCCAUGAAAUGCCUCUUAGGAGACAAGAAGGACCGCUUGGAGCUGGAGGACGUCAUCAUUGACUUGGGAGAGCUCCGAGAACGAGCCCUUCAGAGCCCUGGCGUGAACCGCAGCCUGUUCCUCGUCACUUUGGAGAGGUGUUUCCAGGUGCUGAACUCCCUGGAGUGUGUGCAGAUCCUGGGCAGGGUGCUCAAGGGCUCCUCAGGCAGCAUGCUGCAGCCGGACGUCACAGAGAGGCUCCCCCAGGACCUGCGGGAGGAUGCCUUUAAGAACCUCUCUGCAGUAUUCAAAGAUCUCUAUGACCAGACCUCGGCCCAUUCCCAGCGAGCUCUAUACUCCUGGAUGACUGAGAUUUUGCGAGCAUCUUCUAACAGCACUGGUGACUCUGCUUCAUGGGUCAGCGCAGAAAACUUAUGGAUAUUGGGCAGAUAUAUGGUUCACCUGCCACUUGAAGAAAUUAUGAAAAUUAGUGCUACAGAAAUCGGACUGUUCAUUAGCUACGACAACGCCACCAAGCAGUUGGACACCGUUUAUGACAUCACACCCCAGGUGGCCCAGGCGUUUCUGGAGAGAAUCACAUCCUCCACCUUUGACAUGAGGAAUACCUCAACCAUCCACAGGCUGGGGCUGCUGGUCUGCUUCUACAAUGACCUGGAAUUUCUGGAUGCUGCUGGGGCCCAAGUCCUUCUUCACCAGAUGAUCAAAUGCAGUCGCCUGAGGGGCUUCCAGGCCAGUGUUCAGAAGCUCAAAGCUGAACUUCUGGACAUUGCCACGGAGAACCAGACCCUCAAUGAGACACUGGGCUCUUUGUCGGAUGCAGUCGUGGGGUUGACUCACAGCCAGUUGGAAUCCCUCUCCCCGGAGGCUGUACGUGGUGCCAUCUCCACCCUCAACCAGGUCUCAGGCUGGGCCAGGAGCCAGGUCCUUAUCUUGUCUGCUAAAUACUUGGCGCAUGAGAAGGUGCUGUCCUUCUCUGACGUCAGUCAGAUGGGCGUGCUGCUGGCGGGCGUGGGUACCCAAGCCUUGUACAGCAUGGACCGCAAGGACCUCCUGCAGGUCCUGAGAAGCGCCCUCUCGCAGCACCUGUCCGAGCUGCCACCUGCCCAACAGCAGGGGGUCCUCAGCAAGAUAAUGGAAGCAGGUGACCCUGGGUUAGCACUUUCAGAUAUACAAGGGGCUUUCUUUAAGGAAGUGUCUCUCUUUGAUUUGUGGAGGGGGCCUGGUAUCAACUUGACGGUCCUGAAGGAGAAGGAGCUUCGAAGGAGUCAGGCCUUGUUCCUGUAUGAUCUUCUUUCAAAGACCACGGGAAGCCCCGCGGAGCUCCUGAGUGCAGGGCAGCUGGUCCAAGGUGUGACAUGCUCCCACAUUGAAGCCAUGAGUGAGGAAUCCUUCCUGUCCAGUUUCCAGUAUUUUGAGAACAACCUUGCCCUCCUGUCACCAUAUCAGGUUAACUGCCUGGCGUGGAAAUACUGGAAGGUUGCCAGGUUUUCUAUGCCGCCUUUUCUUUUGGCCGCACUCCCGGCCCGCUAUCUGGCUUCAGUCCCAGCUUCCCAGUUCGUGCCCUUUCUGAUCAGCCUGGGCAAGAAGCAAUUGGACUCCUUAGUUUCCGAUUCUCACAAAAAGAAUUUGGUUCUCAGGAAAGUGCAGCAGGGCCUGAAUGGCUCCGUUGUUGACGAGUAUACCGUGGACAUGCUGGGGAACCUGCUCUGCCACUUGCCUGCGGCUGUUCUCGAUGGAAUCUCCCCCAGGGCCUGGACCACUGCCCUGCAUGGCCUCAGAGACUGCGCAGUGCUGGGCCCACUGCAGAAGGAGGCUGUACGCCGCAGGCUUCUGGAGCAGCACGGACUCCCUCAGAACUGGACAGCAGAGACCACAAAGGACGUGGGACCUUUUCUAGUUCUUUUCUCAGGAGAUGAAUUAAGCUUUAUCACCACAAAGUUUCCUGAUAUCUUUCAACAAACAGCUUCCAAAAUGACCAGGACUGUGCCCCCUAAAGAAUUCCUCUGGGCUGUCUUUGAAUCUGUUCAGAACAGUAGCAAUGAGGGCUCCAGUUUUGACUCCAGCCCUGGUUGCCGGGGAGUUGCAGCUCCCUCCUCUGAGGACAUCUUCAUGCUGGCUGAAGCCAAUGCCUGUUGGAACCUGGCUGCCCUGCUUUGCAUGGAGGAGGACACUUUCCUCAGGACGGUGGAGCUGCUGGGCACAGUCAAGGGUUUUGACCUGUCUCAGCUGAUGGUCUUGAAGGAGAAGGCGAUACAGGUUUGGGACAUGCCUCUGUACUGGAAAGAGUACCACAUUGUCUCCCUGGGACGCAUCGCUCUGGCUCUAAAUGAGAGUGAGCUGGAGCAGCUGGACCUCAGCUCCAUUGACACAGUGGCUUCCAUAAGCCAACAGACAGAAUGGACUCCAGGACAGGCAAAAUCCAUUCUGCAAGGGUUUCUGGAGGAUUCUGGCUAUACCAUCCAGGAUCUGAAGAGCUUUCACUUUGUAGGACUUGGUACAAUCCUGUGUGCUCUGAAUACCACUGAGAUCCCACUUAUCAGGAUCUCAGAAUUCAGAGUUGUGGUGGCCAGGAUCGGAACCUUGCUCUGCAGCACCCACAUUUUGGCCGAGUUUAAGAAGAAGGCAGAAGCCGUGUUUGGAAAUCCCGCCAAGUGGAACAGCUCCAUCCUGCAGGAGCUUGGCACCAUUGCAGCUGGAUUAACUAAGGACGAACUCCGAACGCUCGACAAAGACUUGAUGCCGUAUUUCCAGCCAUCAGCAAUAAAAUGCCUCCCUGAUGAGAUAUUCAAAGAGCUGUCCACAGAGCAGAUCUUCUCUUUGGGCCCUGAGAACGCGGCCGCGGUGACGGAUGCCCAGCGCAGGCAGCUCAGCCUGCCGCAGCUGCACAGCCUCCAGCGUGCACUAGAUGGCGCCAAGGUCCACGCCUGGCUGGAUGCUCCUGUGAGCCCCAGCCCCACUGGGACCCCUUUGUCCCAAACUCCCCCAGGAGCUCCUGUCUGCUGGGGUCUUUGGCUUGGCUGCCCUCUGCUAGUUCUAAUGCCCAAGCCUCUGUGGUGA